GGUGUAUGACGCAGAGCUCUUUGUGUGGUUUCGUGGUAAAUUCUCUGGUGUUGUGUAGGUGCAUUAAUUAGUGCUAAGCGAACUCGCUAAGUUGUUGUGGUAAGACAAUAUAACAUUGUACUGUCUACUGUGAGCUUCCAGUGAUUUUUAGUUUAGUUUCCGGGAACGAGACGACAUUUUGAAGUGACGUGUAAUGUUGUGCAUUUCAGAUAGUGGUUCAACAAACUGAGCUUUCAUGAUUGGAUUACCGCGUAGCGAUAGAGAUAGAGAUCGAAUAACGGUGAAAAUUCGUAACAUGAAGCGAAGUUCGUCGAGGGACAGUAUGCCGCGAUCGAAGCGGACUCGGAGUAGCAUCGGAAGGUACGACGAUAGCUCUGAUGAGCGGGUAACACCGGAGAGAGUGCGGCGUAGGGUGCGUUCACCGAGUCCGCGAGGUCGGUACGUGUCUCCUCACCGCGAUGAUUAUGUUCGUUCUCGUGACAUACGAGAAGAAUCUUCUACACGACCCUACUAUAAAGUUCUUUGUGUAAGCGCCCUGCACCCCAAGGCAUCAGAUGAGAUCGUUAAGGACACCUUGUAUAGAGAGUAUAAAAAGUUUGGUGAUUUUAGCAUUAAGAUAUCCCAUGAAUUGGAGGAAAGAGUGGCGUAUGUUUGUUUCCGAAGUGUUGAAGAUGCAAGAGACGCUAAACAUGCUAAACCAAGGAUAAUAUUGUAUGACAAAGUUGCUAUUGUCGAUCCAGUUUAUGAACCAGUGCGAUCUGAGUAUAGGAGCAGGCCAAGGAGUAUCACUCCACCUGAUUAUGACCGGCCUUAUUCUUAUGCUUGGUCCCCAGUUCCUGAGAGGCGUAGGCCACCUCCUGAUGACAGAGCUUAUGGAAUACCACCUUCAGUACCUCCUCAUCAUAGAGAUUUCCGUCCACCUAUGCAUGAGUACCCUAUGGCAGGUCCUCAUGGCCCUCCGAUGCAUCACCGGCCUCCAAUGCAUCAUCCUCCUCAUCCCCAUUACAUGCCACGCCCAUAUAUGCCCCGACCUCACCAUCCACCCUUUGAGAAAAUGGAAAACAAAAAAGAUAAAUUCCCUAACUAUUUGCAUCAUGUACAGCCUGAAGAUGAUCCAUUAGCCACCAGAACAUUGUUUGCUGGUAAUUUAGAAAUCAACAUUUCCGAUGAAGAACUACGUCGUAUUUUUGGUCGCUAUGGCAUUGUGGAAGACAUUGAUAUAAAGCGUCCUCCGCCAGGAACUGGCAAUGCAUUUGCUUUUGUGAGAUAUCAAACUUUAGACAUGGCUCAUAGAGCAAAAGUUGAACUUUCAGGUCAAUAUAUUGGAAAAUUCCAAUGUAAAAUUGGUUAUGGGAAAGCAACUCCAACUACACGAGUUUGGGUUGGUGGUUUGGGACCUUGGACGUCUGUAGCUCAGCUUGAAAGAGAAUUUGAUAGAUUUGGGGCUAUAAAAAAAAUUGAAUAUGCAAAAGGAGAAGCCCAUGCAUACAUUUUGUAUGAUUCAAUAGAUGCUGCUCAAGCAGCCGUUAAAGAGAUGAGAGGCUUUCCUCUUGGAGGUCCUGAAAGACGUCUUCGUAUUGAUUUUGCAGAUGUAGGAAAUGGAGGUCCAUAUAGACCUAAGACAUAUGCUCCACCAGUAGGUGAAGAUGGUAGGCCAGUUGAAGGUUACGAAGGAUAUGAGGGCACUUGGGAUGAUGGUUAUGGUUACGGGGCUCCAGGUUACAGAGGAAGAGGUGGGCAUCGUGGCCGUGGACGUGGAUCAUACCGUGGAGUGUAUCAUGGUACUGGAGACUACAGAGAUGAAGAAUGGCGAAGAGCACCUGCCGAUGGAGAGUACGAGGGUCGCGCUCGUCGUUCAGGGUCACGAGAGCCUGGUGUUGAUCGAUCGCGAUCACGUUCUCCACGUCGUCGUUCACCAGACAGCGACUCUGAUGGUAGUCCACGCCGCAGUGGAGGGAUGCUUGCAUCAGCAAGAACAUUACCAGAGGUUGUUCGUAAAGCUACCACAAUAUGGAAUGGGGCCCUCAUUCUAAAGAACUCUCUCUUCCCUACAAAGUUUCAUCUUACAGAUGGGGAUUCUGAAAUAAUUGACAGCCUCAUGAAAGAUGAAGAUGGCAAAAACCAAUUGAGAAUUACUCAACGGCUUCGUCUAGAUCAACCAAAACUUGAUGAUGUUCAGAAACGUAUAGCAACUUCAAGUUCUCACGCCAUCUUCUUAGGGGUUGCUGGAUCUACAGCAUCUAUUACUAAUGAAGAUGCUAGUAUUCAAACUAGACCUAUGAGAAAUUUGGUGUCUUAUUUGAAACAGAAAGAGGCAGCUGGAGUAAUUUCACUCUUAAACAAAGAAACUGAAGCAACAGGUGUGUUAUAUUCUUUCCCUCCAUGUCAGUUCUCAACCGAGUUAUUGAAGAGAACAUGUCACAAUCUUACAGAGGAGAGCCUGAAGGAAGACCAUCUUGUCAUUGUUGUUGUCCGAGGUGGUUCUGCUUAAAAGGGAAUUGUUUUUAUGAAUAUUUUUAUAUUCUUAUUUGUGUUUACAUAUCUAGAUUAAGUUCUUUUUAAAGUUCCGAAAAAUGUUUAACAUAAUAAUUAUAUAUCAUUUAUCAUUAUUAUACAUGUGAUGUGAAGUGAUGUGAUGGUUGUAAUCAUAGUUAUGUGACAGUACACAACAUGUAAUUUUGUGACAAGUGUUAUGACAGUUCACAUUUGUAGUGACCAGCAAUAAUUUGUUAUUGCAAAUAAACAGAUAGUAUUUUGCUAGAGGUAUCAGCAACCCUUAACUGAUCAUUGUUAUAAGUGAAUAUUUUAAUGAAACUUUCAGUUCUAGUGUAUAACUUAUUCAGUGUAUGUUAGGUGAUGUGUAGUGUAUGUGUGUGUACAUGCAAAUAGAUUAUUUCAACAU
Diatraea saccharalis (sugarcane borer) is the source of this 2902-nucleotide messenger RNA. The record is from the annotation of a GenBank genome assembly. Lineage: Eukaryota; Metazoa; Arthropoda; Insecta; Lepidoptera; Crambidae.